AUGUUAUUUGAGCGGGGGCCGCGGGCCUCGGCGAUCGCAGAGCAGAGGAUGCAGAAAGCCGCCUACUACGACAACGCGGGGCUCUUCGGGGGCUACACCUACAACAAGGCCGACGCCUACCCCUACGGCGCGGCCCACCAGCCCUACGGCCAGGCGGGCCUGGACGGCGAGUUCCCCGGCUCCGCCUGCUCCGUGCAGGGCUCGGCGCCCGGCCGCGCUCCGGCCCACAAGGGCAGCGAGCUGAGCGGGAGCUGCAUGCGGCCGGGCGGGGGCGGCCCCGGGGGCAGCCAGCCCCCAGGGAUCGGCGAGCAUCAGCCCCCGGCCCUGCCGCCCUCCUCCCCGCCCAACCCCCCUCCCAGUGUGCCCCCUCCGAAAAAAGUCAAGGGGGGCCCCAACUCCUCGGGCUCGGCCAGCGCCACCCUCAGCAAGCAGAUAUUUCCUUGGAUGAAGGAGUCCCGGCAGAACUCCAAGCAGAAAAGCACCUGCGCCCCCCCAGGAGAGAGCUGCGAGGACAAGAGCCCCCCCGGGCCGGCCUCCAAGAGGGUGCGAACAGCCUACACCAGCGCGCAGCUGGUGGAGCUGGAGAAGGAGUUCCACUUCAAUCGCUACCUGUGCCGGCCGCGCCGCGUGGAGAUGGCCAACCUCCUGAACCUGACCGAGCGGCAGAUCAAGAUCUGGUUCCAGAACCGCCGGAUGAAGUACAAAAAGGACCAAAAAGCCAAAGGCAUCAUGCACUCCCCCGUCGGACAGUCUCCGGACCGCAGCCCCCCUCUAAGCGGCCCAAACCACGUCGGCUACUCCAGCCAGCUCCCCGGCGUCAACAGCCUGAGCUACGACGCGCCCUCGCCCACCUCGUUCGCCAAGUCGCAGCAGAGCAUGUACGGGCUGGCCGCCUACACGGCGCCGCUCAGCAGCUGCCUGCCGCAGCAGAAGCGCUACGCGGGCGCGGAGUACGACCCCCACCCCAUGCAGAGCGGCGGCGGCGGCUUCGCCAACCCCAGCCUGCAGGGCAGCCCCGUCUACGUGGGGGGCAACUUCGUGGACUCCAUGCCGGCCUCGGGCCCCAUGUUCAACCUGGGGCACCUGCAGCACCCCUCCUCCGCCAGCGUGGACUACAGCUGCGCCGCCCAGAUCCCCGGCGGCCACCACCACGGACCUUGCGACCCCCACCCCACCUACACGGACCUUUCCUCUCACCACACCUCUCAGGGACGGAUGCAGGAGGCGCCCAAGCUCACGCAUCUGUAG
Molecule: messenger RNA, 1248 nt
Organism: Melozone crissalis (California towhee)
Lineage: Eukaryota; Metazoa; Chordata; Aves; Passeriformes; Passerellidae
Gene: HOXD3
Product: homeobox D3
Exons: 2
Coding region: 1-1248 (415 amino acids)
Biological process (GO): regulation of transcription by RNA polymerase II
Cellular component (GO): nucleus
Molecular function (GO): DNA-binding transcription factor activity, RNA polymerase II-specific; RNA polymerase II cis-regulatory region sequence-specific DNA binding
Source: RefSeq, a predicted model, not a curated record